Sphenostylis stenocarpa is the source of this 495-nucleotide messenger RNA. NCBI's taxonomy places the organism in Eukaryota, Viridiplantae, Streptophyta, Magnoliopsida, Fabales, Fabaceae. The record is from the annotation of a GenBank genome assembly.
AUGAUGUUUGAUUACAUCCUGGAUCAAUUGGAGCAUUCACUCGUGAGAUGGAUGAUGCUUAGCAUAUAUUUAUUCAAACGGAUACCCUCGAUCUGCCAUCGGGAAGUCUGGGGAGUUACUGCAUUUAUGAACACCAUAUGCCUUGUUCAAGGGGUUUUGCCACUGAUGCAUGCUGAUGACUUUAGGCAAGAUCGUUAUGGUGUAGUCUCAUCAGGACUUGGUGGAUAUUCUGAUGAUAUGACUCUUGCAGCCAUAUCCGGUAAAUCUUUGUCUAAACUCAGCACAUCAUAUCCUGCUCAAGACAUGCAGAAGACGUUUGCAUGUAAUGGGUCACGAGUGAAAAUUGGAAAUGCUCCAUCAAAUGAGAUGGAGCCCAAUGUAACUAAGCCCCUAAGGGUCUAUUCAAGAAAAAGAGUUGUAAUAGAAGUUAGUGAGACAUUUGUUAAGUUGAACCUUGAGCAGUGGUGCUUGGUGGAGAAGGGGAUUGCUCUUUAG